Molecule: messenger RNA, 2276 nt
Organism: Crotalus tigris (Tiger rattlesnake)
Lineage: Eukaryota; Metazoa; Chordata; Lepidosauria; Squamata; Viperidae
Product: zinc finger MYND domain-containing protein 11
Exons: 15
Coding region: 409-2106 (565 amino acids)
Biological process (GO): regulation of transcription elongation by RNA polymerase II
Molecular function (GO): transcription corepressor activity; DNA binding; protein binding
Source: RefSeq, a predicted model, not a curated record
CCACGGCAACUCCAUCAGACGCCACUAGAGUUCUCCUUUUUCCGAGGAUCCGAGGCUGUAUCCUAAACCCUGUUUAUCCCAGAAAGCUAGAAGUGUGCAGACGGCCAGGAGCGAGGAGAGACAGAGAGGAAAAAAAAAAUUCAGACACAAUAAAACUCCGAUGGGGAAAGAAAAUAUGUAGCAGGCGGAAAAGGCAGCCGCGGCCUGGAGCAAGAAUUGCAAACUUUAACCUGGGCGAACUUCUUUUCCUCCGCCUGCAGAAUCUGCAACUGGUAGAGACGCCGCCUGACAAGGUAUGCCCAGCCUGACCCUUCACAAGACAGCUGCUGGCCACAUGAGGCCUUCAUCCCCUGAUCCUGCAAGCAAAUCACCAUCUGCAGCCUUCAGAAUUCAGCAAGUGAAGGGGACAUGGCACGUUUAACAAAACGGCGACAAGCAGAUACAAAAGCUAUCCAACACCUUUGGUCAGCUAUAGAAAUCAUCAGAAACCAGAAGCAAAUUGCUAACAUUGAUCGUAUUACAAAAUAUAUGUCCCGGGUUCACGGUAUGCAUCCCAAGGAGACCACACGUCAGCUUAGUUUAGCAGUGAAGGAUGGCCUUGUUGUCGAAACCUUGACUGUGGGAUGCAAAGGUUCAAAAGCUGGUAUUGAGCAAGAAGGAUACUGGCUGCCCGGGGAUGAGAUUGACUGGGAGACAGAAACUCAUGACUGGUAUUGUUUUGAAUGCCAUUUGCCUGGAGAGGUGUUGAUAUGUGACCUGUGUUUUCGGGUGUAUCAUUCCAAGUGUUUAUCUGAUGAGUUCAGGCUUAGAGACAGCAGUAGUCACUGGCAAUGCCCAGUUUGCAGGAGCAUUAAGAAGAAGAACACCAGUAAGCAGGAGAUGAGCACCUAUUUGCGCUUCAUUGUCUCCCGAAUGAAGGAACGGGCUAUUGAUCUAAAUAAAAAAGGCAAAGACAACAAACAUCCAAUGUAUCGUCGACUAGUACACACAGCUGUUGAUGUUCCAACCAUACAAGAGAAAGUAAAUGAAGGAAAAUACAGAAGUUAUGAGGAAUUCAAAGCAGAUGCUCAACUGCUUCUACACAACACCGUGAUUUUUUAUGGAGUGGACAGUGAACAAGCUGAUAUAGCCAGGAUGCUUUACAAAGAUACCUGCCAUGAGCUGGAUGAACUUCAGCUUUGCAAGAACUGUUUCUAUCUAUCAAAUGCGCGUCCUGACAAUUGGUUCUGCUAUCCUUGUAUACCAAAUCAUGAACUGGUAUGGGCCAAAAUGAAAGGCUUUGGAUUCUGGCCUGCGAAAGUCAUGCAGAAAGAAGACAAUCAAGUUGACGUUCGCUUUUUUGGCCAUCACCACCAAAGGCCAAUCAACCACACUGGAUUGCCUUUGCAAGAUGAAAUUGGAGGUGGACAUGUUGUGGAGCUGCAACUGGAGGAAAAAGAUCUAACAAAUAAACAACAGGGCGCUUCUCUUUCUAGGGCCUGGAUUCCUUCUGAAAAUAUUCAGGAUAUCACCGUUAAUAUACACCGGCUACAUGUAAAACGUAGCAUGGGCUGGAAAAAAGCAUGCGAUGAGUUAGAGCUACAUCAGCGUUUCCUUCGGGAUGGCAGAUUUUGGAAAUCAAAAAAUGAGGAUAAAGGAGAGGAAGAAGCAGAAUCAAGCAUUUCUUCUACCAGUAAUGAGCAACUAAAAGUUACUCAGGAGCCAAGAGCAAAGAAAGGAAGACGCAAUCAAAGUGUGGAACCUAAAAAGGAAGUAAGGAACAGCAUGGCAAUUAAAUACAUGCACUUGUGGGAACCAGAGCCUGAAACAGAAGCAGUCAGUUCAAGUCAGGAAAUUCCCACAAUGCCUCAACCCAUUGAAAAAAUUUCAGUCUCAACCCAGACGAAGAAAUUAAGUGCCUCUUCCCCUAAAAUGCUGCAUCGAAGCACCCAGACAAAUAAUGAUGGUGUGUGUCAAAACAUGUGCCACGAAAAAUACACCAAAAUCUUCAGUGACUUAAAAGAUAGAAUCAAGGCUGAUCACAAGAGGGAAACUGAGAGAGUUGUGCGAGAAGCUAUUGAGAAGGUAACUGACUAUCAGUUUGAUGACAGCUUGAGAAUGUUCUAAUUAGUUCUAAUUAUUCAUUAUUGCUGAAAUUUAUUUCUGUACAUACCUGUUUUCAUUCAUUCAGGACUGGAAGAUGGCCCUUUUUCUGUACAAAGAUGAUAAUCCCUUGGCUGAUCACUCUGCAAUUAAUUUUUUUUAAUUGAUCAUUUUAAGUGAGAAGUCCAUUACUG